Messenger RNA from Dicentrarchus labrax (European seabass), 2874 nucleotides. RefSeq names its product PRELI domain containing protein 3B. The record is from RefSeq and is a predicted model, not a curated record. Gene Ontology annotation, cellular component: mitochondrial intermembrane space. Gene Ontology annotation, biological process: phospholipid transport. Bases 88 to 669 code for a protein of 193 amino acids. Lineage: Eukaryota; Metazoa; Chordata; Actinopteri; Moronidae. The transcript is spliced from 6 exons. Gene Ontology annotation, molecular function: phosphatidic acid transfer activity.
CUCCUCCCUCCUCCUCCUCCUUCCUCACCUCGGUCACGCUGUCAUUUAGUCGCCGGCUCUCGAGCCCUGACAGAAGAGCCUAAUAAAAUGAAGAUCUGGGCGUCGGAGCACAUUUUCAACCAUCCGUGGGAGACGGUGACCAAGGCAGCAAUGCAGAAGUACCCCAACCCCAUGAACCCCGGUGUGUUUGGUGUAGAUGUUCUGGACAGAAGCGUGGACACAGAGGGACGGUUACACAGCACCAGACUGCUCAGCACAGAGUGGGGGCUUCCUGCCAUGGCCAAGUCUAUCAUUGGGGUGACAAGAACGUGCACUUAUGUUCAGGAACACUCAGUGGUGGACCCCAAAGAGAAGACCUUUGAGCUGAAAUCUACAAAUAUCUCCUUCACUAACCUGGUAUCUGUAGACGAGAAGUUGACGUACAAGCCACAUCCACAGGAUCCUGAAAAGACGGUGCUGACACAGGAGGCUCUGAUUAGUGUGAAAGGUAUCAGUCUGAGCAGCUACCUCGAGGGUCUCAUGGCAAAGACCAUCUCUGCUAACGCCGGCAAGGGUCGGGAGGCAAUGGAGUGGGUCAUCAGACGAUUAAACACAGAAAUCGAGGAGUUUGCAGCGACCGCUCGUGGAACAAUACGUGUUCCGUUGGCGGCAGCUGUUGCAGACAAAUGAUCCCGGCCUUCCUCGCCGCUUUCUCGACCAUCAUGAACCGAUGGACCUCUCGGACAUUUCCUCUCACCUCACCUGCCAGCACAGCCUAAUAACCACAGCCCCACCCUUUGGCCCUACGUAUGUUUGUUUGUCUGUGAACGUCACAAGAACUCACUGUUCGUCCCUCCUCAGCAGUCUGUGCGGACGAGUUUGAUACUCGCCACUGUGGACAGUGACGGGGAGUGUAGAGCUGAUGACAGUUUGAAAAAACAAACAGGGUUGAAUUGGACUGCACUUGAAGCUCAUAGGACUUUGUCUUGUGAUGUUUAAGCUCUUUAAAAAAAAAAAAAAAAAAAAUUCACACUGUGCCUCUCAUUCAUUUUCUAUUUCCUGUCUUUCUCCCCUUCAUCUUUUACUUUUCAUCUCCCUCUAAUGUCGUCUUUUUUGUUUCCAAAUCCUCAUAAACAAGUUGAGUACUGGAAGGAAGUCACUUUUCACUAACUCUCUGGUUUUGUUUCGUACAACAAAACUGACCAAAAUCUCUCCAAGCCAAAACCCACCAAUGCAAAGAGGCUGUAACAGCGAAUGAAAGCAACUGAAAUAUUGAAGCUCCAGGCUUUUAUUCCCACUGUCCUAUGAGGUCAGAUACAGAGCAAGCUGAUAAUUUUUUAUUUUGAGGGUUGAGGUGGAUUUGUAGUGAGCUGCUGGCUGAACAGUUUUGUUUGUGGUAAAGACCAGUGCAGCUCAGAGCAAGCAGAGUCUCAUCUGACAGCCACAUCUGAGUGCAGGGUUAGUGGCCAGACAGGAAAGCUUGCAGGUGUACUCGCAAAUUAUACUAGUCCAGGUCUGAUACAGCCGAUUUAAGUUUCAAAGUCUUGUGCCAUCAGAGGGAACCCUACCAGUUUUCUGAGUGAGUGAGUGUGAUCCAGAAUAUUUGUAGGUGCAGGAUUAAAACCAGCUCAGGCUUGUUAUUUGUGGAAAGUCUCAAAGCAUUUAAACAAGCAGGGUCUGUCUGCUUAAGAUGUCGGCAUGGUGGACUGGUCUUUUAUUCUCACUCUGGUCUUCUGGCUACAACUUAUUUCUCUCUCUUUCUCUCUCUUGUCUGUGUUAGUGUUUUCUCUCUCACACUGAUGAGGUGCUGUUAAGUUAAGUAUAUGAAUGUGGAUACUUGAAUGUCUAACUUAUUUUCAUCUUGUGUACUUUUAAUACAGUUACAGUGGCAGGAAGUCUUUGAAGUGUUUGAGAAUAAGCAACAUGUUGGUAUUCGCCACGAUGUGAAUGUUCACCAGUGUUACAGGAGGUACGAGCUUUACGGGGUUACGUUCAGGAUCACUGAGUGUGCCAACAUUAAGUAUGUGAAAACUGAAAUAACUGCACCACUUUAAUACCCCAAAACACAUUCAAGCUUUAUUUAUGGUCAUGAUCAAACCCACUCCGUACUUCAUACUGUUGAUGGUGUUAUUUAUGGUGUAUUUGUAUUGGUGAACAUUCACAAAGGCUGUUAAAUUGAUCGAUUUUAGAAGCUCCUAGCUCUUAUUUUCCUUUCUUAUCCCAUCACAGACUCUCAGGUGCUACAUAGUUGACCUCUGUUCAGUUUCCGUUUGCUUCUUUCAUGAAGACCACGCUGAGAUGAAGGCAACCCUGUAACCCUAUAACUCUUAUUUGUUCUUUAAUUUUCUUGUCUUCUUCUCUCUACAAAUUUUAAUAAGGACAGUUCUGAAAAUGAACGUUUACAACAGAAGGGUUAGUGGUAUACUAUUUUAGUGUUACAGUAUCUGUUAAUGGAGCUCAGCAUCACAAGUCUUCCGAGAUGCUCCACAGUCGCAAUCUUGCUCGACUGUCACGGUCUGUUAGAUCUCAAUGGGUCCACGUUAUGUCGGUCAUUUUUCAAACCUGCUUCCAGUUCAGCUGAGCUUCUUUUUAAAAAGUUUGUAGUUCACUAACUGUUGUUGUAGCUCAUCAUGCAUGUCCAGCUCAGGAUCAUUCAGUCUGCUGCCCGACUGUCCGAUCAGCCAGUCAGUAUCCAGUGUCUCCUCUCAUGAAUGAAGUGUGAUUUAUUUUUAUUUUUUUCUAUGGGGAACAUUUUAGAACAGUGGCUGUAAAUAGGCUUAUAUUUAUAUUUUGGUGGUUUUACAUUCCAGGAAUGUGAACAUAACAGAUAAUAACAGAAUCUAAAGAGUACACACUGAAAUGUUUCAAAAUAAAGAGAUGUCAUUGUUUCAUGAA